Messenger RNA from Salvia splendens (bonfire salvia), 846 nucleotides. Its product is annotated as photosynthetic NDH subunit of subcomplex B 3, chloroplastic. Gene Ontology annotation, molecular function: 2 iron, 2 sulfur cluster binding; electron transfer activity. Gene Ontology annotation, biological process: P450-containing electron transport chain. Lineage: Eukaryota; Viridiplantae; Streptophyta; Magnoliopsida; Lamiales; Lamiaceae. Gene Ontology annotation, cellular component: mitochondrion. The coding region runs from base 48 to 599 and encodes 183 amino acids. The record is from RefSeq and is a predicted model, not a curated record. The transcript has 6 exons.
AACUGGGCUGCGAAGGAUAGUGAUUGAAUGCUUUUCUCUCAUGCAGUAUGGCUGCCAUGAGUUUCUGCCACGUGUCACUCCGCCCACCGGAACUCUCCAGCGUCACCUCCAACCACCGCACCUCCGCCGCAUUUCCUUCUACAACCAGAAGCUUUUCCGUUUCCGCCGCUGCGUUGCCGGAAACCUCCACCGCACCUUCGGAACAACCUGAGAUCGAGCUAGAAUUCCUUGGUGUGCGUAUAACUAUCUCUCUCGCUCUCAUGCUGCGAUCAUUACGCACAUCACCUAAAUCAGGAGAUGCAGUAAACAGAGCCAAAUCCAUAAGUGGAGAGAAGCUGCUGAGGAACAUAAUGUUGGAUAACAAAAUUGAACUUUACGCCAUUUAUGGGAAACUAAUGAAUUGUGGAGGUGGUGGAAGCUGUGGAACUUGUAUAGUCGAGAUUAUCGAUGGAAAGGAUCUCCUGAAUGAGAGAACGAAUACAGAGCUUCGAUAUCUCAAAAAGAAACCGGACUCUUGGAGGCUUGCAUGUCAAACUAUUGUAGGAAAUAAAGAGAACUCUGGAAAGGUGGUUGUCCAAAGGCUGCCCCAACAGAAAUGAUCAAAAAUAUUCUGGAUCCAAGCUUCUAUGCUGCUUUUAUCUUCAUUGGAACAUGGUAGAUUGUCUGGAACAUUUCAGGUUUGCAUAGGGAACUAUAUUAGUUUAGUGUUGAUUGUUUUCAUUGGGGAUAUAUGGUACUAUAGUCACCAUUGUAUGGUGUAUACACUAGUUCAUGAUUCUUAUUUUACAAUUUGAUCUUCUAUGGCAUUCAAAUUUAUAUAAAACGAACACGAUUUGACGGAACUUA